Molecule: messenger RNA, 648 nt
Organism: Lathyrus sativus (Indian pea)
Lineage: Eukaryota; Viridiplantae; Streptophyta; Magnoliopsida; Fabales; Fabaceae
Source: the annotation of a GenBank genome assembly
AUGAGUCGACUGGACAAAUUCUUGAUUUCAGAAGAGUGGCUUAGAAGGUGGCCAGCCAGUUCACGAUGGGCUCUAGAGAAGGGGUUAUUCGACCACUUCCCCAUUUUGCUCGCCGAUGAUAUGAAAAAGCGGGGUCCGAAAUUGUUUCAAAUGUUAGAUUGCUGGAAAAAUAUUGAUGGGUAUCACAACUUUGUUAGAGAGCAAUGGUUGAAUUUCAAAGUGGAGGGUUGGAGAUGUUUGUUUUUAAAAGAAAAGCUGAAUAUGAUAAAGAACAAACUAAAAGAGUGGCACAGAUGGCACACUCAAAAUUUAGAAGGGAUGAUUAAAGAAACAAAAGAAGAACUCAACAUAAUUAAGAUCAAAGAAGAAUCUAUGAAGCUAAAUCCAGUAGAGAUGGACCCCAAGAAAGAACUAACUGCAAACCUUCAUAAGCUCAUGAACCUCAAUGGUAACAUACAAUGCCAAAGAUCCUUUAACAGGUGGUUGAAAGAAGGAGAAGCUAAUACUAAAUUUCUUCAUGGAUGUAUCAAUAAAAGGAGGAAAGUGAAUGAUAUUGUUGAGUUAGAGUUAAAUGGGAGAAUGUCAAAGAAAGCAAAUGAGAUAAAAGAAGGAAUUGCUGAUCACUUCCGUAAAAAGUUUGAGGGGUGA